Messenger RNA from Mytilus trossulus (common blue mussel), 2074 nucleotides. RefSeq lists its product as uncharacterized. Lineage: Eukaryota; Metazoa; Mollusca; Bivalvia; Mytilida; Mytilidae. The transcript has a single exon. Bases 1 to 1914 code for a protein of 637 amino acids. The record is from RefSeq and is a predicted model, not a curated record.
AUGUUACGGCAAAUGGUUUUUAAGAAUUUUAUCCAUUUCGAAGAUUUUCAAUGCUUGACCUUUGAAAAAGGUUCACAUUUUUUCAUUGGUGCUAAUUCUUCAGGAAAAACAAGUGCAUUAGAAAUACUCAGAAGAUGUAUGUCAACUGAUAUCAACACUUCAAUAUCAUCAUCAUAUGACGAAAGUGAAAAUGCUUAUGCCUUUUGUGAAUUUCAUAUAAAAGUGAAUACCACAAUAAGAAAUUUUAAAAACAUAUCUAGUGUAUAUUCAGGAGUGAUAAAAACACCGGGACCAGAUAAAAGAUUUGUCAAAAUAAUAUGCCUCAAAAAGCGCGAUUCGCCAUUGUCAGUGAUUCAAAUGAUCUAUUAUGAUAAUAUAGAAAAUGACACACUUACAGAGCCAUAUCGAAUGACAGCCAAUGCUGAAACAUCACAAAGGCUAACUGAGAUUUUGGCAAGCCUUUCGUCUGCUUCAACAUCAGAUGAACAAACCAAUUUCGAUCAACACUUUAUCCAAUGCGUUUUGGAAUCGAGAGAGAAAUUUCCGUCUAUAACAGACGAUGAAAUACAAAGACAUUGGACAGAUGAGGGUAUAGCUGUUGAGAAUUUUAAAUAUAAUUUAAAACAUAUGAAGUUUCUAAAAGAUUUGGAAUCAACGUAUGUUGCAACAAUGCCCAUGAGAGCUAUUGGUGCUCUGCAGUGGACUAGAAGUGAGAACAUUGCCUGUAAGGGAAAAAAUUAUACUGAGGCGUGUAAAAGAGCCGAAAUUAUAAACACGCUACUGACAUCAGAAGAUGUCGAUCAUGUUAAAGCGGAUAGUAUAUUCAAGUUUCUGACUAAUCCCUCCAAAUAUGAAUUUGAACCAACACAAAAUCCGAACGAAAUAUUUGUAAAAGAGACAUAUUCUUCUAAAUUUCAUCUUUUGAAAACACCAGAGGGUGUCAUCGAAGCUAAACAGUUCUCACUAAUUAUGGCACAUAAGAAUUUCAACACAAUUUGCCUAGAGGAACCUGAUCGAUGCAUGCAUCCGCAGAUGGUUGAAAGGAUGCGGGAUAUCCUUCGAAGCGAAAGUAGGGACAAAGUAGUGAUUGUAAUAUCACACAACCCAUUCCUGAUAAACAGUAUCACGGCAGAGAAAACACACGUAUUCUUCAGAAAGAAAACACAUGAAUAUUCAUCCAAAGUUUCCUGUGGUAUUCAUGCAAUCUGUGAUAUAAACAGACGCAUAACGGAUGUUGACACUCUGAAGAAACUCAUUUUUGCAGCUAAAAUACUUUGCGUAGAAGGUAUAUCAGAUAAGAUUAUUUUAGAAGGUCUGUUUGAUUAUAUUGUUGGUUCCACAUAUGUAGUCCGCGAUGAGAGACAUAGUAUCAUAAGCCAUCAAAUGGUUGUCCUUGGUUCUAAAACAUUUGAUACUCCUAUUAGCGACUUUUGUAAAAAGACAGGUUUGUCUGCAAAAUGGCUCUUUGAUCGUGACAAAUAUAUUACGUUGGACGAAACCAAAAAAAAGAUAGCGGGAUUUAAGACACUUAAAGAUUCUUAUGGAAACUACUCACAAUUUGAGGAUAGAGCGAUCGAAGACUUUUUAAAGGAAAAAAAUGGAUUUGACAAAUUGUCUGACAAAUUAUCUUACGAAGGAAUAUUUAUUUGGAAAUUCGGGGAUUUGGAAGACACAAUCAUAAAUUCUUUAAAUCCAGUCAAGCAAAAACACAUAUUCGAUGUGAUAGCACCAGACCUGAAUGAUAAAACAACCGAAGAGGCAGUUGAAGCUACACAAGAGUUUAAAGAGACAAUCAAAUAUAAACUUACUCAUAUGGAAAGACGCAAAUUAGAAACCUUGGCAAAAGAAAUGUAUCAUAGCCAACAAUCGAAUGAAGUUAAACGAUUCUUCGAAUUUAUGAAAAUGGAACAGUGAACACCAGAAAAAAUACUCCUAAUUUCAGCAAUCAUUUAAAAGAAGUUGCAGAUACUUGAAGUAGCGAUUUUCACAUGUAACACAAGUUGUGUUAACAAUGGGAUCGAACAACAUAGAGGCUUAACAUGUUUUAAUAAAAAUGAAUACUUUCACUACUUAU